Molecule: messenger RNA, 969 nt
Organism: Staurois parvus
Lineage: Eukaryota; Metazoa; Chordata; Amphibia; Anura; Ranidae
Source: the annotation of a GenBank genome assembly
AUGCAGUCAGGAUGUCCAGUGUUGUCCCAUGUGGGGUUGGAGAGGGGAUCAAUUGUCAGAGUUCGCAUAAUCCACAUUCUGUUGAGUGACGCUGAAUAUGUUCUUCUUCUACAGGGAUAUAUCAUCCAAGCUGAGCCAGAAUAUGCCUGUGAGCUAAUCGCACCCCCACCCAUAAAAGAUAACAAGACAAUAUUCUUUGCUCUGAUACGCCGAUUUGAAUGCAACUUUGAUAUCAAGGUGCUACAUGCCCAGCAGUCCGGAUAUGACGCUGCUAUCAUUUACAAUGUGGGUUCAGACAAACUCCUGAACAUGGCAUGGAAUGACGAGCACAUCCGCCUCGAGAUUUCCAUCCCGUCUGUGUUCAUCGGGGCGACCGCUGGCCGGAUCCUGCUGGAGGAGUUCUCCUACUAUGACAAUGCUCACGUCUUUCUCCUCCCAGAAUAUAACCUCAACUUUGGAUAUUAUCUCAUCCCUUUCAUCGUGGUGGUGGCCAUUAUAUUCAUAGUCAUGUCUGUGGUCAUGGUGGUCCGCUGCGUACAGCACAGGAAGAGGAUGCGCCGGAACCGCCUGUCUAAAGAUCAGCUGAAGAAGAUCCCCAUUCAUAAAUUUAAGAAAGGAGACCCAUAUGAAGUGUGUGCCAUCUGCCUUGAAGAAUACGAAGAGGGUGACAAGCUUCGCGUCCUCCCAUGUUCUCACGCAUACCACAGCGGUUGUGUGGACCCCUGGCUGACCAAAACCAAGAAGAACUGCCCAGUUUGCAAGCACCGCGUCCUUCGAUCUGAGGAUGAUUCAGACUCUGAGGGAGGGGGAGAAGAAACCAGCGAGGGCGGACGGGGAGAUGAGAGUGACAACGAGCGCACCCCUCUGUUGAGGCCCUCCCCGUCCUUUGGGAGCAUGGCGGAAUCUCCACCCGCCCAGCAGGGGGAGCAGGAGCAGGAGGAAGCAUCCACUUUGGCAGUCGCUGUGUGA